AUGCGCGUCGGCCCGCUGCCGCGUGGCAUCUUCAGUGCGGCUGCGUUCAGUGGGCGCACUGCGGCGGGUGACGGCGCCCUGCGGGCGACUGACGCCCCGGUUGCCGGAGACGACUGUCCCCGGGAAGGCGCGAAACUGUGGGGUGCGGGGAAUCCGUUUCGGAGGACUGAGAAGAUUGAGCGGGAGUGUGGCGCACACGGUGUGGAGGCCGUGCGCUACACAAAUGUGUGUUGCCUCUUUGAUCCUCGAAUGGGGGCACGUUUGUGUGUGGGGUUCUGGGCCCCAGCGAGGGUCUCUCGCGGUUACGGCGUGCCGCUCGCCUUCCUGAAAGGCUCCAGAAGCCGCGUGCCCCGGACCCACGCACACACACGCUGGGGGAGGAGGGCCUUCUGCGGGCGCGGCAGAAAAAAGAGGGAGGGGCUCGCGCGGGGCUGCGGCCGCCAACGGGACGGCGUGCAAGGCGCUGCGUGUUGCGGGCGGGCCCGGCGUCGCGUCCCGGGCAAAGGCGUACAGAUGUGGGCGCCGCAGGAGCCUUCAGGCUGA
Messenger RNA from Trypanosoma conorhini, 543 nucleotides. RefSeq lists its product as uncharacterized. Bases 1 to 543 code for a protein of 180 amino acids. Lineage: Eukaryota; Euglenozoa; Kinetoplastea; Trypanosomatida; Trypanosomatidae. The record is from RefSeq and is a predicted model, not a curated record. The transcript has a single exon.